UGAACUCAGAAGCACUGAACUUUUUCCAAACUAGGCACAUGUGGCAGAGAUGCGAUUGGCUUGAGGAAUGGAGUCCUCUAAAAGUUGGAUUGAGGGAACUUUCCUCAAGAGAGAAUGCAUGAAGUUCCUUCCAGCAUCCAAAGACACUCACAGAUGUUCUACGGUUUGUCAGGUGUGCCAAAAUCUUAUCAGGUGCUGCUGUGGGAGGCUGAUAGGGGAGCACUCAGCGUUCCCCCCGAGACGGCUGACCCUCUCCCAGGCAGAGGUGGAGCAGGAAGCUGGGGAGUGGUCCGUGGAGCUCCAUACCCAGACCAGUCCCACAGACGCCUACGGCUCCAUUGACUUCCAGGACAGUGCCAAGAGGUCAUGCCGGGCCAAGUACGUACGACUGUCAUGUGACAGUAAGGUGGAGCAGCUGUCCCGGCUGAUGCUGUCGGAGUGGCAGAUGGAGGCUCCAAAGCUGCUCAUCUCAGUACAUGGUGGAGCCGACUGCUUCCCACUUGCUCCCAAGGUGUGGCAGGCCUUUGGCAGGGGACUCAUCCGAGCAGCAGAGAGCACCGGGGCCUGGAUACUCACCGAUGGCAUCAACACAGGUGUGUCCAGGUAUGUCGGUGAGGCAUUGAAAGAGUAUGGCACCCACAAUCUACGCAGGAGGAACACUGUGGGCAUCACCUCCUGGGGGGGCAUUGAGAACCACACCGACCUCAUAGGCAGAGAUGUGCUAAGGCCUUACCAGGCGGUGGGGAACCCUCUGAGUAAGCGGGCGUUCCUGAAUGGCUUCCACUCCCACUUCCUGCUAGUGGAUGACGGCACUGUGGGAAAGCAUGGCGCCCAACUGCCACUGAGGAAGAGACUGGAGCAUCACCUGCGCUCACAGAAGAUAGACCCCCGACUGUGCCAGGGUGUUCCUGUGGUGUGUGUGGUGGUGGAGGGGGGUCCAGCAGUGCUCCUCCUGGUGCUGGAGUACGUGAAGAGCAGCCCUGCUCUGCCCAUCGUGGUGUUCGAGGGUACGGGACGGGCAGCAGACCUGCUGGCAUUUGCACACAAGCAGACACAAGGAGACAGGGAGAUGGGUCAACAUGUACAGGAUGAGCUGCUUCUGAGGAUACAGGAGAUGUUCAGCAUGGGGCUGAUGGAGGCCACAGAACUCUACAACACCCUCACACAGUGCAUGGAGCACAGGGAAGCUUUCACAAUUUUUGACUGUGAUGCAGAGGACCACAGGGAGGCAGAUGUUGCCAUUUUGACAGCUGCCUUGAAAGGCAUGAAGGCCACACCCCCUGAGCAGCUGAGCAUUGCGCUGGCCUGGGACAGAGCCGACGUGGCCAAGAAACACAUCCUGGUAUACGGACAGCACUGGCAGGUGGGUUCUCUAGAGCAGGCCUUGCUGGAUGCCCUGGUGAUGGACCGUGUCAGUUUUGUGAAGCUCCUGAUUGAGAACGGGAUGACGAUGAACCGCUUUCUAACUGUAGCUCGCCUGGAGGAGCUUUACAACACCAACCAGGGUCCUGCGGAUAACUUCCUUCAUCACUUAAUUGAGGACGUCAAAAAGAGCCACCUCCCCGUGGGUUACCGGGUCUCCCUGAUAGACGUGGGCCUGCUGCUGGAGUAUUUGAUUGGCGAAGCCUACCGUAGCGCUUACACACGCAAGAACUUCAGAGCCGUCUACGGUCGCCUGUGUGCCCAGGGGGCCACUCCACCGAGUUCCAGCCACUUAGUGCACCAAAGAAGGGGACACUGCUCCUCUACACCACCCUCAGCCCACCGGACACCUUUCUUUCGCACUGCACAGCCCUACAAACACAAGGAAAAACCUGGUGCCCCAUGCGAACAGAAGGUGGGCCCCAUUAGCAGUAGCAGUAGCAGUAGUGGCAGCAGCGGUGGUGGCGACCUGGGCGAGCCCUCCCUCUACGUCUACAACUUCAACGACCUGUUUGUGUGGGCCGUCCUGAGGCGUCGCCAACAGAUGGCGCUCUUCCUGUGGCAGCACGGGGUGGAGGCCAUGGCCAGAGCGGUGGUGGCCUGCAAACUCUAUCGCAGCAUGGCGACUGAGGCACGAGAGUCAAAUAUGGCCGACAGCCUGGCAGAGGAGCUCAAGAACUAUUCCAUUGAGUUUGGCCAGCUGGCGGUGGAGCUGCUGGACAAGGCGUUUCGUGAGGAUGAGCACAUGGCCAUGAAGCUGCUGACGUCAGAGAUGAAGGACUGGAGCCACUUCACCUGCCUGCAGAUGGCCGUCUCCUCCGGCCUCCGAGCCUUCGUAGCCCACACCUGCACACAGAUGCUGCUCAACGACCUGUGGAUGGGGAGACUGAACAUGAGGAAGAACUCCUGGUUUAAGAUCAUCCUGUGUAUCCUAGUGCCAGUGUCCAUUCAGCUGCUGGAGUUUAAGAGCCAGGCGGAGAUGUCCCACGUCCCCCAGUCGCAUGAGGCUCUGCACUUUGGACUGGACAGCCUCGACCGCAGCCUCGACUCCGACAACUCACUAGAUACCACCAUCACAGGCUACGAUGCAGAGAAGGCAGCAGGGUGUCAUGGCAUCUGCACUGACUGGCUGCAGUGGAUCAGGAAACUGUAUGACUUUUACAACGCCCCUGUCGUCAAGUUCUGGUUCCACACGAUGUCCUACCUGGCCUUCCUGAUGCUCUUCUCCUACACAGUCCUGGUGAAGAUGGAGGAGCAGCCCAGCGCUCAGGAGUGGCUGGUUAUCGCCUACAUCUUCUCCACGGCCGUAGAGAAGACCCGAGAGGUCCUGGUGUCAGAGCCGCGUAAGGUGAGCCAGAAGCUGAAGGUGUGGUUCGGUGAGUACUGGAACGCCUCAGAUUUCAUCGCCAUCCUGCUCUUCCUGGUGGGCUUCCUGUUGCGAUGGCAACCGUCGCUCCUGGCGACGGGCCACAUCAUCUACUGCCUGGACAUCAUCUUCUGGUUUGUCAGAGUGCUUGACCUGCUAGCCGUCAAUCAACAGGCUGGGCCUUACCUCACCAUGAUCACCAAGAUGACCAGCAACAUGUUCUACAUUGUGGUCAUGAUGGCCAUUGUGCUGCUGAGCUUUGGGGUGGCUCGUAAGGCCAUCCUGUCCCCAGACGAGGAUCCCUCCUGGAGGCUGGCCAGAGACGUUGUCUUCCAACCUUACUGGAUGAUCUUCGGAGAGGUGUAUGCCGGCGAAAUAGAUUCAUGUGCCAGUGAGAACGCCACGUGUGUACCUGGAGCCUUCAUCACUCCAUUCCUGCAGGCCGUCUACCUCUUCUUCCAGUACAUCAUCAUGGUCAACAUCCUCAUAGCCUUCUUCAAUAACGUCUACUUUGACAUGAAGUCCAUCUCCAAUAAGCUGUGGAAGUACAACCGCUACCGCUACAUCAUGACCUAUCAGGACAAGCCGUGGCUGCCCCCGCCCCUUAUUCUAGCCAAUCACAUGGCCCUAUACGUCAUGAGGAUCUGCAGGAGGACCACGGGCACUGCGGAGCAGGAGAGAGACUCUGGUCUCAAGCUGUUCUUGGGCCAUGAGGACCUGAAGAAGUUGCAUGAGUUCGAAGGGAGAUGUGUAACCAGGUAUUACUUUGAGAAGAAUGAAAACCAGCACUCCAGCCAAACCAGCAGGAUCUGUUCCACAGCAGAAAAGGCCGGAGAGUUGUGUGUGCUGCUGGGCGAGGUGAAUGAGAAGGUGCACCACAUCCAGGGCAGCAUGCAGACGGUGGACAGCCAGCUGGGGCAGCUGCAGGACACCUCGGCCCUGGCCGUGGACACACUGAGCCUGCUCACAGCCACCGGCGAUCACCACCAGAGGGCAGUGUUGUACAGCCUACACAGCAGGCCCGUCAGCAGCAACUCCAACCUGCAUCAUCCUCACAGCUCUCUUCGACAGCAAGAGAUGCUGAACAGCUGGUGCCUGUCCAGGGGUGGCAGUGCCCCCCCCAGCCGCUACCUCCUGGCCCAUAAGCCGCACAGCAGCACCCCUCCCUCACUCCUGGGGGGUGUAGGGGGGUAUCGACAGGCUCAGGCUCUGCAGUGGCACCCCCACAGGCCCAGAGAUGAAGAGGAGGACGAUGAUGAGGGGGCCAGGAAGGUAGGUGAAGGGCACCACAGUGAGGAGCAAUGGAGGUCCAAGAACCCCCCUCCUCUUUCUUCACACACCAGGACACUGCCACACAGGGAGGCUCUUGGCACAAGGCCCCGAAGGUUUUCCCAUGAUUCCUUGCCUCACUUGAGCGGAGUUGGCAGUGGUGGUGGUGGUGGGUGGAGGGAUCGGACUCCCCUGGGGUCCUGUGGUCCAUCGCGAGGCCACGUUCCCAGCGCUCCCAGGAACACCCAGGAUUCCCCCGAGGCUCCCGAGGAGCCGCAGCCCAAAUCCUGGCACCAGGAAGCCCCACAACACCACCACCACCACCACCACCAGCACCUCCCUCCCAGCCAGGAGCAGUCUCCUGAUGAGUUAGACGAAGAGGAGGAGGAGGGGGAUAGGGGCCGAGAGGAGGUGGAGGAGGGAGAGGAGGAUGUGGACAGCUCGGUCCAGAUGAGCUUGUCCAGGACCUCCAGCCACGAGCUGCUGCUGCUGGACUCCCCUGCCCACCGGCACCGGCUCAUGGGCCUGGUCAACCUGGGCUUCAGCGGAGACGACGAAGUGGUGUCAGGCCCAUCUGGACACAGGCAGCCCAGCCGCAAGUUUCCCCGCUGGAUGUAUCGCUUCCGUCACAGCCGCUCGCUGUCAGCCAGUGUGGAGAACAUGGCCUUCCCAGGAGGGCCCCCAAACCCCCCACUGUACCCAGCCACCGGUGCAGCGUGCAGGGCCACUGAGGACUCUGGGAUGGGGUAUGGCUAUGGGGACCAUGGAGGGAACAAAUCUGCAGCAUUAGAUCAGAGCAGAGAACUGUCCAAGUCUGCAGACCUGAGUGAGUCUCUGGAGGAAGAGAACAGGACCUGUAGCAGGAAGACUGUGAAAAUCCAGGAGAGAGCAGAACAUGAGAGAGGAGUGCAUCCUCCCUCUUCAGAAGCCUUUGCAAGAGCCAGAUGCCGUGGGAAAGCCACUGCUUUACAAAAAUCCUCAACCUCUGCCAGCCUUUCACAACUCAAUUUUGACCACAUGGAUGUCUUGCAGAGGUUUGUUUACUCUAUUCAGGACACAGUAGGUUCUAAUCAGUCUCUUCGGGGCAGCUUAGCAAAGUUGAAUAGCCGGAGGUCCUCGACUCAAAGUGGCGUUAUAUCUGAGACUUUAGGUAGAGGAUCCACAUUCCAGUCCACCGAGGAUCUGCACCCACAUUACUCAGCAAUGGAGCGGAAUAAUUUGAUGAGGCUGGCCCACAACAUCCCGUUCACGCCUUUAUCUUUAAUAGGGGGUGAGAUUGUGACCAUUUACACGCUGGAUGAGCGUGAGGUAAAGACCCACACAAUGGGCCGGGAAGGAUCCUCUGGGAGCAGCCGCUACCACAACAUCAGCAUGUCCUCCUGGUCCCCUCGUGGCCUGGCAGCCAUCCUGCAGCCCCUGUCCCACGAGGGAAGCCUGGACGGGGGCCUGAGGCAGGCCCACCGGGUGGUGUGCACCUGGGCUGAGGAAGGGGUGCUGACGCCGGGCUUGGUGUACGUGGUCAAGGCCUUCCACCCGGAGGUGGUGCGCACCUGGCAGAGGGUGUUCCGCAGCAACACAGCUCGGGACCUUUGCAUACGGGAAAUUCAACAGCAGAGAGCAGCCCAAAAGCUCAUGCAUAUCUUCAACCAGUUAAAGCCUCAAAGCAUUCGGUACUCUCCUAGGUUCCUGGAUGUGUCCCUGGUGCACUGGCAGUCUGAGGAUGAGUGGCUGACCAUCGAGCGCAACAUGGCGGGAGAGUUCCGCAAGUACAGCAACAACACGGGAGAGGAGAUCACCCCCUGCUGUUCGCUGGAGGACACGGUGCUGGCGUUCUCCCACUGGACAUACGAGUACACACACAACGAGCUGCUAGUCCUAGACCUACAGGGGGUGGGUCUUGAACUCACAGACCCCUGUGUAGUCAGAGCAGAUGACAAGAGCUCUUCUGAUGACAUGGUCUUUGGGCCAGCCAAUUUGGGCAGUGAUGCCAUACAGAGCUUCAUACAUGAGCACAACUGCAACCCCUGCUGCAAAAAACUCAGGCUACCAGAUGUGAGGAGGCCCACUCAGGGAGGAGGUGAAGAGGGGGAAGAGGAAGAGGAGGUGGAAGAGGAGGAGGAGGUGUCUGAUGCAGAAAGUGACAUCAUCGUGACACGUAUGUGACCUCCGCAAGAAAGUGGCAGAGGAAAACUUAACUUCAGGGAGGAGGAAGAGGAGAACCUGACUGAGGAGGAGGAAGAGCAGGAAGAAGAAGAGAACUUGUCUUUUGGGGACAGUGACAUCAUCGUGACUGGCAUGUGACCUCUGCAAGAGAGUGAGAGGAGACGGCGCGGGAGAAGAAAAGUUCAUCUCAGGGAGGAGGUGGAGAUGAGGAAGAGGAUGUGACAAAGAUGAGGAGAAAGAUCAUGAGGAGGAGGAAGUGGCUGUGGGGACAGUGAAGUCAUUGUAACUUUAAUUGUGACCUUCGCAAAACUGAGACAGAAGAAAACUUAAUUUCAGAGAGAAGGUGGAGAGGAGGAGGAGGAGGA
Molecule: messenger RNA, 6585 nt
Organism: Engraulis encrasicolus (European anchovy)
Lineage: Eukaryota; Metazoa; Chordata; Actinopteri; Clupeiformes; Engraulidae
Gene: trpm6
Product: transient receptor potential cation channel, subfamily M, member 6
Exons: 41
Coding region: 68-6220 (2050 amino acids)
Biological process (GO): protein phosphorylation; monoatomic cation transmembrane transport; protein tetramerization
Cellular component (GO): plasma membrane; apical plasma membrane
Molecular function (GO): protein serine/threonine kinase activity; monoatomic cation channel activity; ATP binding
Source: RefSeq, a predicted model, not a curated record